ACAAGGACUGAAGGAGUAUAGAUUUUGUUGUUAUUUAAAAAGAAAACAAUUAUGUGUGGGAAUUGAGUAGUGAUAUUUCUGAACCUAUUGAUGCAGAACUGAGAUAAAAAAUCAACAUGAAGAAGACGGGGGGUCCACCCAAUAAAAAGCCUAGAUACAACGAUGAUGAUGAGCCAUCCCAGUUUGAGGAUGAGCUGGCUUUAAUGGAUGAGAUAGAAAUGGAGAUGCAGGAGGAUUUUGAUGAUCAUGAUGGCCCUGCUGGUGACAGUCCUGAGGAUGUGGAUGCUCCCUCUAAGUGGUGUCGUCCUCCACUCCCAGGUAUUAAAGCCAACACAGACAAACUGGUGUUCCAACAAAUUGAUGUUGAUCAUUAUAUAGGUAAACAUUUGCCAGGUAUGCCUGGAGCAACACAGGGUCCAGUCCCAAUCAUUAGGAUGUAUGGAAUCACAGAAAGUGGUAACAGUGUUAUGGCUCACAUUCAUGGAUUUGCUCCUUAUUUCUUUGUUCCGGCUCAGCAAGGCUUCAAAAAGGAACACUGUGAACAAUUCAGGAAACAUUUAGAUACUGUUGUGAGGGGAGAUCUUCGUUCAAACAGAGAGGAGAUCCAGACUGCAGUCCUGGCUGUAGAUUAUGUAAUGAAAGAAAGUAUUUAUGGUUACCAUGGAAAUAAAAAAGUUCCCUUCCUAAAGAUAACAGUGGCCAUACCUCGCCUGAUAGCCCCAUGCAAGCGUCUGUUAGAGCAAGGGUUUACCUGUCCUGGCUAUUCCAGUCAUGGUUUCUCUGCUUUUGAGAGUAACAUAGACUUUGAAGUCAGAUUUAUGGUGGACACAGAUGUUGUGGGUUGCAGUUGGAUUGAGAUUCCAGCAGGAAAGUAUCUGAUUCGGGAGAAAAAUAAUCCUAAAUUACCUGUUAAAUCACGCUGUCAGUUGGAGGUGGACGUGUCGUGGGAGGAUUUUAUUUCACAUGUCCCUGAGGGGGAGUGGUCUGCUGUAGCUCCAUUUAGAAUCCUCAGCUUUGAUAUUGAGUGUGCUGGGAGAAAAGGAAUAUUCCCGGAGCCAGAUAAGGAUCCAGUGAUACAGAUUGCCAAUAUGGUCAUUAAACAAGGAGAGAGAGAGCCAUUCAUCCGUAAUGUAUUCACACUGAAUUCCUGUGCCUCUGUAGUGGGAUCCCAGGUCAUCAGUAACGAAAAGGAGUCCAACCUCCUUAGAAAAUGGGCAGAGUUUGUGCGAGUGGUAGACCCAGACAUAAUAACAGGGUACAACAUACAGAAUUUUGAUCUUCCUUACAUCAUUAAUCGAGCCAAUCAUUUAAAAGUGGCAGAUUUUACAUUUCUGGGACGACAGAAGGAUGUUAGAUCCGUGAUAAAAGAGUCCAUGUUCCAGAGUAAACAGAUGGGAAAGAGAGAGAAUAAAGUCAUCAACAUUGAAGGGCGAGUUCAGUUUGACCUUUUACAGAUAUUGUUGAGAGAUUACAAGUUACGUUCCUACACAUUGAAUGCUGUGUCGUUUCACUUCCUUCAAGAACAGAAGGAAGAUGUGCAGCACUCCAUUAUUACUGAUUUACAGAAUGGUAAUGACCAAACUCGUCGUCGUUUAGCCGUAUACUGCCUGAAGGAUGCCAUUCUUCCUCUGAGGCUCCUAGACAAACUAAUGUGUGUCAUCAACUACAUGGAAAUGGCCAGGGUCACAGGAGUACCACUACCAUAUCUAUUGUCCAGAGGUCAACAGGUCAAGGUUGUGUCACAAUUGCUAAGAAAGGCUAAAGAGCAGGAUCUUUUGUUACCAACCCACAAAGUAGAGACUGGUGAUGAAUAUGAAGGAGCUACUGUCAUAGAACCAGUCAAAGGUUACUAUGACAUCCCCAUAGCAACACUGGAUUUCUCCUCCCUGUACCCCUCUAUCAUGAUGGCACAUAAUCUUUGUUAUACAACACUGCUCAGUCAACACUCCAUACAGAAGGAGGGACUGACUCCAGAUCAAUACAUAAAGACACCAUCAGGAAAUUACUUCAUCAAGUCUCAGUAUAGAAAAGGUCUUCUUCCAGAAAUCCUCGAGCAUCUGCUGUCUGCCAGGAAAAAAGCAAAAGCUGAUUUAAAAAAGGAAACAGAUCCGUUCAAGAAGAAAGUGUUGGAUGGUCGACAACUGGCUCUGAAGAUAAGCGCAAACUCUGUGUAUGGGUUCACAGGAGCUCAAGUGGGAAAAUUACCCUGUCUAGAAAUCUCACAGAGUGUCACAGCAUUUGGCAGAAUGAUGAUAGAACAAACAAAGACCUACGUAGAGGAACAUUAUACUAUUGCUAACGGGUAUCAGCAUGAUGCAAAGGUGAUCUACGGUGAUACAGAUUCUGUAAUGUGUAAGUUUGGGGUGGAAACUGUUGCUGAGGCCAUGAAGCUCGGACAGGAGGCAGCCGAACUGAUCUCUGAAAAAUUCAUAAAACCAAUCAAACUGGAAUUUGAGAAGGUGUACUUCCCUUAUCUGUUGAUAAACAAGAAAAGGUAUGCUGGGCUGUACUGGACAAAUCCAGACAAACAUGAUAAAAUGGACUGUAAAGGGAUAGAAACUGUCCGCAGGGACAACAGUCCUCUAGUCGCCAAUCUAAUCAACACCUGUCUACAGCUCAUCCUCAUCAAUAGGGAUCCUCAGGGGGCUGUGGAGUACGCUAAACAGUCGAUAUCUGAUCUGCUGUGUAAUAGGAUUGACAUCUCACAGCUCGUCAUCACUAAAGAGCUGACAAAAACAGGAGAUGAAUAUGCAGGCAAGCAGGCACAUGUUGAAUUGGCGCACAGAAUGAAAAAGCGAGAUGCAGGAAGUGCACCACAGCUGGGGGAUAGAGUUCCGUAUGUCAUCAUUGCAGGCACCAAGGGUUCAGCAGCUUACAUGAAUUCAGAGGACCCCAUCUAUGUCCUGGAAAACAACAUAGCUAUAGACACUCAAUAUUAUCUGGAGAACCAGCUCUCCAAGCCACUCCUCAGAAUCUUUGAACCAAUUCUAGGCGAGAAAAAAGCAGAGUCUGAACUUCUGAGGGGAGACCAUACUAGGACAAAAACAAAGGUGGCAUCUAAGGUUGGCGGUUUAAUGGCAUUUGCUAAGAAGAAGGAGACUUGUAUUGGAUGUAGGACAGUGCUGCAGGAAGAGGGUGUGGCUGUCUGUAAGUACUGUAGACCAAAGGAGUCUGAAAUCUAUCAGAAGGAGAUCUCACACCUUAACAUUCUGGAGGAGAAAUUCUCCCGGCUCUGGACUCAGUGUCAGAGGUGUCAGGGCAGCUUACACGAGGAUGUUCUGUGUACCAGUCGAGAUUGUCCUAUUUUCUACAUGAGGAAGAAGGUGCAGAAAGACUUGGCAGAUCAAGACAAGUUACUCAGCAGGUUUGGGGAUCCCACCUGGUGAUGGUGUUAUACAUGGUGGGGAACAUGCCAAAUAAUAGUUCUCAAAACUCCAAUCAAAUAGGCUAAAAUAUUCAAAUAGCUGACUCUUACUGUUUAAAUACACAUUCUGGUGCAUCCUGGCUGAAGCACAUCUACCACCAGAAAAUUGUUUACAUAAAAAAAAUCAAAGAACUGAAAUGUGAAAAACCCAAGAUAAAGUUACCAUUGAAUCAGAUUGGUGCAGUGCUGGACAGUAUGAUGUAUUUACUAAGAAGUGAAGACUACUGUUGUGGCGCUAUGAUUUGUGACAAUUAACUGUGAUAUAAUAUCAGUGGAGUAUUCCUAAUUUUUCCACCACAACCUCAAUGAUCAUUUAAUGAAAAUCUAUCAAAUGGAUAUAUUGAUGUUGAUUUAGUAAAACCAAAUAUUCA
Messenger RNA from Saccostrea echinata, 3795 nucleotides. RefSeq names its product DNA polymerase delta catalytic subunit-like. The transcript has 23 exons. The coding region runs from base 117 to 3386 and encodes 1089 amino acids. Gene Ontology annotation, molecular function: 3'-5'-DNA exonuclease activity; nucleotide binding; DNA-directed DNA polymerase activity. The record is from RefSeq and is a predicted model, not a curated record. NCBI's taxonomy places the organism in Eukaryota, Metazoa, Mollusca, Bivalvia, Ostreida, Ostreidae. Gene Ontology annotation, biological process: DNA-templated DNA replication; nucleotide-excision repair, DNA gap filling; base-excision repair, gap-filling. Gene Ontology annotation, cellular component: delta DNA polymerase complex.